Prunus avium (sweet cherry) is the source of this 2064-nucleotide messenger RNA. The record is from RefSeq and is a predicted model, not a curated record. Lineage: Eukaryota; Viridiplantae; Streptophyta; Magnoliopsida; Rosales; Rosaceae.
AAAGAAAUGAGGAUAGCACUUCCAAAUAGACAGCUUGGAAGUCGAAUCAUGCUCACUACUCAAAAAGUAGACAUAGCCUUCUAUUCUUUUGGAGUAGAAAGCCAUGUUCAUCGUAUUCAACUGUUGGAAAAGAAUGAGGCUUGGGAGCUCUUCAGCAAGAAAGCAUUCUCAACUUACCAUAAUAAACGUUGUCCACCAGAGCUUGAAUCAUCAGCUUGGGAACUUUUGGGGAAAUGCAAAGGCCUAACCCUAGCAAUCGUAGCUUUAGGUGGUCUUAUGUCUUCCAAUGAGUCAUCUAUGGAGUGGAGAAAAGUCUGCAACAGCAUAAAUUGGCAUCUAAUAAAUGAUCAUUUCCUAGAACCUGUGAAGACAAUCUUGUUUCUCAGUUUCAACGAUUUGCCAUAUCGACUGAAACAUUGCUUCCUAUAUUGUUCAAUUUUCCCAGAAGAUUAUUUGAUUCGAGCAGAAAGGCUUAUUAGAUUGUGGAUAGCUGAAGGCUUCAUUGAACAUGUUAAAGGGGUCACACUGGAAGAAGUUUCUGAAAGCUAUCUUAUGGAACUCAAUUUUUGUAGCAUGUUGCAGGUUGUAAGGUGUCCAACCAUAAGACAAGCAUGUAAGAUGCACGAUGUUAUGAGGGAGCUUGCUUUGUCCACAUUAGAAAAAGAAAAGUUUUGUGUUGUCUAUGAUGGGAGAGAAGUAAUGGAAGAAAUCAGAGCUCGUAGUUUGUCAAUUCAAACAUCUGAAGGAGAAAUUAAAGUAUGCAAAGGUAUGUCGCAGCUUCGUUCAUUUCAUGUGUUUGUCACUGGUGUAUUCUCGCCGUCUAUUUUAAGUACAUUGCUUUCUCAAUUCAAAUUGUUGAGGAUUCUAGAUUUGGAGGAUGUACCAAUUGAAGAACUGCCUGAUGGUCUUAUGUACUUAUUCAACUUAAGAUAUUUAAGUUUGAGUAGAACUUCAAUUAAAAAACUUCCAGAAUCCAUAGGACAGCUUUGCAAUCUUCAAACCUUAGACAUCAGCGACACAGAGAUUGAAACACUUCCGAAAGAAAUUGCCAAGUUGGUAAACCUACGCCAUCUAAUUAUGUAUCGAUAUAGUGGAGCAUCUUGGGAAUUUAGAUAUGCUAAAGGGAUUAGAGCACCAUCAAAUAUUUGUAUGUUGAAAAAAUUGCAAGUUUUGUCAUUUGUUGAAUCAGACUCAGAAGGAAACUUUUUAAAACUUGUUGGGAACAUGACCCAACUUACUCACAUUGGCAUUACAAAUGUAAAAGGAAGUAAUGAGAUGAACCUUUGUGCUUCCAUUCAAAAGAUGAAGCUCCUUCGCUACCUGUAUUUAUUGGUAACAAGUGAAGAGGAAUUUCUUCGAAUCGAUGCACUUGCUUCUCUUCCAGGUCCUCUGCCACACCUUCAAAGGCUUCUUUUGAGCGGCAAACUAGAAACUGUACCAAGUUGGUUUGCUUCACUCAGGAGCCUCACAGAUAUCAGUCUACGUUGGUCUAGACUUAAAGAAGAUCUACUACCACACAUUGAAGCACUGCCCUGUCUUAGAAGGCUUAUCCUUGUUAAUGCCUUUGUUGGGAAUGAGUUGUGCUUCAAUAUAGGCUUUGCAAGGCUCACACAUCUGGAGUUGCUUAAUUUCCCCUUCUUGAAAAACAUAACAAUAGAAGAAGGUGUGAUGCCGAAACUCCAGUUGUUAAUACUUCAUUGCUGCAUGAAAUUAAAGGCAUUACCACAUGGUCUUGAAUUCCUUAGGAAUCUAGAAACAUUGAGAUUGGGGUCUGUUCCGAUCAAAAUUAUAGAAAAUAUACGAGAAGGAGGCGUGGAUCAUCCAAAGGUACAACACAUCUGCGAAAUUGACCAAAUUUACAAAACAUCAUCUGCGACUUCUUCUGCAAGGUGAAAGCUCGCCCCACUAUUCUUUCCCCACACCGUAAGUUUUCUGUCCUUCCGUUGACUUUCCAAAGCUUAAUCUUCUUAGAUCCUUUAACUACUGUUAUAUAAGCCACUUCUCAUUUACAAGUCUGUUAUAUGUGCAUUCAUUUUAUUUUGAUUAUGGUAUUGCUCUGUCUCG